GUGGAUCCCCUCCCCACGGCAACACGGCUUCGCUUCCACAGCACGGCGACCGGGGCUUCCCCUCAGCCGCCACCGGUCAAGCUCCGUCAGGUCCACGAUCAGCUGCCGCUAUGCAGUUUAUGUUGCUUUUUAGUCGCCAGGGAAAGCUUCGACUGCAGAAAUGGUAUGUCCCACUGUCAGACAAAGAAAAGAAAAAGAUCACAAGAGAACUUGUUCAAACCGUCUUAGCACGCAAACCGAAAAUGUGCAGCUUCCUUGAAUGGCGAGAUCUAAAGAUUGUUUACAAAAGAUAUGCUAGUCUGUAUUUCUGCUGUGCAAUUGAGGAUCAGGACAAUGAACUAAUUACCCUGGAAAUAAUCCAUCGUUAUGUGGAGUUACUUGACAAGUACUUUGGGAGUGUGUGUGAACUUGAUAUUAUCUUUAAUUUUGAGAAGGCUUAUUUUAUUUUGGAUGAGUUUCUUUUGGGAGGGGAAGUGCAGGAGACAUCCAAGAAAAAUGUCCUUAAAGCAAUUGAACAAGCUGAUCUACUGCAAGAGGAAGCUGAAACCCCACGUAGUGUUCUUGAAGAAAUUGGACUGACAUAACUCUUCUCCCUUGUUGAUGACUUCUUGUGGCAUUUCACACUUGUAGAUGGUCACUGCCUUCAUGUCCAUGUUAGCUAAUGGUGUAAGAUGAUGUCUUGUCAGUAUUAACUGUUUUGCUAAGCUGCUUCAUUCAGGCCUACACAAUUUUUUUUAAAGGGAACUUUGGUGAAUCAAAGAUGAUAAGUUAAGGGACUUAAAUUAUGUAUUGGAAAGAUAUAGAAAAAGAAACCUUUUGGGGAUACUUUAUAGAUCCAUUUCUUUUAGUUGAUUAUGUGCAUAUAUAAGAAUGAUAUCUGGAUAACAUGUAUCUCAAACAAAUCAUGCAAAAUAUACUUACUACUGGGUUUGACCAAGAAAACUCAAAUUUGAAUGUGAAAGCUGGUUUUAUGGAACCAAAGACUAGAUUAGGGCACCAUUUCGGCCUGUCUAAGAAUAAAGGGAAUUGACGUGUUACAGAUCAAGUGAAUGAAAAUUGAGCUACUGAAACUUUAAGCAAAAUCCAAAUUUAUACGAAAGACCUAUAUUGGAUACUCCAUACCUUAACGCCAAACAAAAAAAAAGCAUCCAUUGUUUUUGAUGACGAGAUUGGAAUGAUAUUGUUUUACAAUACAAAUUAAUAAUAUGAACAAACCAGAUGAGGGACAAAGAAUGUUUCUUAAUAGCACAUAAAUUAUUAAGAGGCCAAGGUCCAUUUGAUUCCUGAAGAUGAGUUUUUUGAGGUCCUCUUCAUUUACUUAGUUUUUUGAUGGCCCAAAAUAAAGUGAGAUCAUCAGUUUGCCAGGAAGUUUUGGUAACAGACUCUUCCAGAAUUUGUUAUGGAUGGUUCUUCUCAACGUUGCAUAAAAUCAAUCUUGAAAGUACCAGUGUUCCUUCUGGGGUGCUUGUUAAAGCCAAAUUUAUUUCGCUUCUCUAUUGCUUCCUUGCAGUUAGAAGUGCUAAAACACUUGACAGCAGCUUCCUUUCCUUCUGUGGCAUUGCUUAGCGAGCAGAACAUUAACAAAAAUUGAAAAACCUUUCGUAUUACAAAGUGAGAGUUGAAUGAAGUAAAAUGGCACUAACUGGCACGCUAUUUUUCAAGCCGUGUAACUGUUCGACAGUCACUUUCAUACAUUAUCUAAACAUGUCCUGGUGUUCACACUUUCCCUUGUAUAUAUGCUGGGCUGGAUUAAGCUUUGUUGUGAUUGUAAACAACAAUCAGACCACAUGAGCACUGUCUUAUCACAUCCAGUUGUAAUAAAUGUUCACCAUAUAAACA
This is a messenger RNA of Dipodomys ordii (Ord's kangaroo rat), 1839 nucleotides long. It is a transcript of the gene Ap1s2, whose product is annotated as adaptor-related protein complex 1, sigma 2 subunit. The transcript has 5 exons. The record is from RefSeq and is a predicted model, not a curated record. Gene Ontology annotation, molecular function: clathrin-cargo adaptor activity. Gene Ontology annotation, biological process: intracellular protein transport; vesicle-mediated transport. Lineage: Eukaryota; Metazoa; Chordata; Mammalia; Rodentia; Heteromyidae. Gene Ontology annotation, cellular component: membrane coat; intracellular membrane-bounded organelle; AP-1 adaptor complex. Bases 111 to 584 code for a protein of 157 amino acids.